AUGUUUCUGGAAGGAGAGCGGAUUAUGAGCGGCUUCGGGCAGCAGCCAUCACCGCAGCAGCUCAGUCCGGUGGCCAACCCGAGUGCUCAGGACGUGCUGGACAUGGCUGCCUACUGCGACAACCUGAGCGCCUACCAUCAUCACCAACAUCACCAACCGCAGCAGAGCUCGCACCACCCGUCAGCCAGACAUGCCACGUCAUACGGCCUGGCUGACUACCCUGCGCCCGGUGCCAACCCAUAUCUCUGGUUAAACGGCCCGAGCUUUGGCAAUUCCACUUCAGCGUAUAUUUCUGGAGGCGCAAGCGGUGCCACCUCUUACAUGCAGACGGGCUACGGUGCCAGCCAGCGGCAGUUUCUGACUCCUCCAGCCGGUUUCCCUGGGACUGACCUGAGCUGGCUGACCGUCCCAAGCCAGCAGGACCUCUUCAAGAUGGUGCGACCUCCAUACUCAUAUUCUGCUCUGAUUGCAAUGGCUAUUCAGAAUGCCCAGGACAAGAAGCUCACACUUAGCCAGAUCUACCAGUACGUUGCUGAAAACUUCCCGUUUUACAAGAAGAGCAAAGCAGGCUGGCAGAACUCCAUUAGACAUAAUCUGUCGCUCAAUGAUUGCUUCAGAAAAGUUGCCCGAGAUGAAGAUGACCCUGGUAAAGGAAAUUACUGGACAUUAGACCCAAACUGUGAGAAAAUGUUCGACAAUGGUAACUUCAGGAGGAAGAGGAAAAGACGGGCGGAUGCUGUAAAGGCGGAUGAUGCCAGUCCGCUCAAGCUGGCUGACACGGCAAGCAUGCUGGGUGUCAAUCAGCGUUCCCCUAGCCCACCUGAGUCCAAAUCCAUUACCCCUCCCUCGGCAGAACACAGUCCUUGUUUCAGCUCGUUUGUCAGCACCAUGAACUCAGUGAUGGUCGGUAACUUGGAUGUGGGUGUGCGGUCGCGGGACACCGGCGGCGCCCUGAUGGCGGAAUUAACGCGUGGACGGGAUGGUGCACCAGCUCUGAGUUCAUAUUACUCACCUGGAGAGACCUCGCCCCCAGCUGACCACAUGAGCCACAGACUGAGCUAUUACACCACCGGUUUCGGCAGCUCCAUCUCCAACCACUUCAGUGUAAACAAUUUAAUCUACAGCCGGGAAGGAACUGAGGUUUAG
This is a messenger RNA of Trichomycterus rosablanca, 1146 nucleotides long. It is a transcript of the gene foxi1, whose product is annotated as forkhead box i1. Gene Ontology annotation, biological process: cell differentiation; regulation of transcription by RNA polymerase II; anatomical structure morphogenesis. The transcript is spliced from 2 exons. NCBI's taxonomy places the organism in Eukaryota, Metazoa, Chordata, Actinopteri, Siluriformes, Trichomycteridae. Gene Ontology annotation, molecular function: DNA-binding transcription factor activity, RNA polymerase II-specific; RNA polymerase II cis-regulatory region sequence-specific DNA binding. The record is from RefSeq and is a predicted model, not a curated record. The coding region runs from base 1 to 1146 and encodes 381 amino acids.